This is a messenger RNA of Penicillium digitatum Pd1, 1482 nucleotides long. The record is from RefSeq and is a predicted model, not a curated record. Lineage: Eukaryota; Fungi; Ascomycota; Eurotiomycetes; Eurotiales; Aspergillaceae.
AUGUCUCUCAAAAGGAUUUUGGUCAUUGCAGGGUCAGAUAGCUCAGGUGGAGCUGGUCUUGAGGCUGACCAAAGGGUUCUUGCAGCCCAUGGAUGCUAUGCUCUCACUGCCACCACUGGAUUGACGGCACAAAAUACACUUGGUGUGCAAGACAUCUUUGUCGUGCCCUCGGAAUUUGUGAGAAAGCAGAUCAAUGCUGGACUUGAAGAUGUGGGUGCAGAUGUAGUCAAACUGGGUAUGCUCUCAUCUGCUGAGACCAUUGAUGUCAUUGCAGAAACGCUGCAAGCUCACAAAGUCCCUGUUAUCGUUCUGGAUCCGGUUAUGGUCUCCACUAGUGGCUCCCAGUUGCUACCUGAAAAAGCAGUUAAGGAACUACGGACGAAGCUACUUCCUCUGGCCACAAUUAUAACGCCAAACAUUCCCGAGGCCCUUCUGUUAUUAAAAGAUGCUGGAACAAAGACUUCCGAACCGAAAGACCUAGAAGGAAUGGUUGAGCUUGCUAAGAAGAUUUGCUCAUUGGGCCCCAAGGCGGUUCUCCUCAAGGGAGGUCACCUUCCUUUGACGAAAGACUACAAGACAUCUCCAGAGCCGAAAAAAGGAGCUUUGGUGGUGGAUGUCCUCUUUGAUGGAACGACGAUCACCUUAUUCGAGACAAAGUUCUUGUUAUCCAAGAACACACACGGCACGGGCUGCUCACUUGCUUCAGCCAUUGCUGCAAACUUGGCUUCUGGAAAGGAUAUGAUCAGAGCGGUCCGCAGCGCCGUGCAAUUUGUUGAGGUAGGUAUAAAGACAAGCAUUGACCUAGGUAAAGGGAGUGGGCCGAUCAAUCAUUUCCACUCCACUUACACUAUGCCCUUUGCGCCUGGCCAUUUCCUUGAGUACAUUUUGGACCGCCAAGAUGUGCAGCAAGUAUGGCGGCAGUUCACCCACCAUGAGUUUGUCGAAGGCUUGGGCCAGGGCACGCUACCUAUUGAACGCUUCAAGGCGUACCUUGUGCAAGAUUAUCGCUACCUGGUGAAAAUUCUUCAAUUCGCCAAGAUUGUUCUCCACAUCCAGCGGGAAAUGGCAUUGCACAUCGACUACUGCGCCUCCUUUGGCCUUUCCAAGCAGGAGAUGGAAAAUACACCCGAAACGAUCGCUUGCACCGCAUACGGCCGAUAUAUUUUGGAUGUAGGCCAAUCGGAGGACUGGCUAGCUCUCCAAAUGGCCCUCGCACCGUGCUUGAUUGGAUAUGGAACCAUCGCAAAACGGCUGCACGCGGGAGAAAACACUCUUCGGGAGGGAAACACUUACUGGAAAUGGAUCGAGAAUUAUGUUGCCGACGACUACACACAGGCUGUACAAUUAGGUUCAGCAUUGCUGGAGGACCACAUGCAACACGUAUCACCUAGCCGCAUGGAAGAGCUGAUCAAAAUCUUUGUUCGGGCUACGGAAUUGGAGAUUCGUUUUUGGGAUAUGGGUCUUGGAGGUACAGGGCAAUAG